AUGUCAACGAUUGCGCACUCGUUGCGCGACUAUCGCUCGCCGACUCGACCUCAGCUGUUCGCCAACGCUUUCUCCUUGCCAACAGGCGAGUCACCUAUCACAGAUGCAGAGAUCACAUCGACCAUCUUAUCGCUCUCAGCGGCUACCAAGGAUGGACUCCAAGAGGAUCAGGUCUAUGCGGGCCGCUUAACGCUUACGCAGUCCUUCCUCUGCUUUGCAAGCCAAGGUGACCGCGGCCGCAGUUGUCGAAUGAAUCUGCCGCUGUGGUGCGUCCGCCGGGUCGAGCGGCUCAACACCAAGGGCACUGUCUUUGCCCUCAGCAUCGUCGUAUGGCACGGACUGAAGAUUAUCUUGCAACUCAACGCUCUUCGACCCACGUGCGAGCACUUCUGUGCCGUGCUCCGAGAUCAGCUUCGUGCCCAGCUCGGCAACAUGAAGCUUCUCAAACCCUUCCUCGCAGGCUGCUACAGUGAGUUCCUCAUCGCGGACGACUUGUCGGAUCCCAAAGGCAAGCGCGCUGUCACAGAUGCCUCCCUAACACCAGCAUCGGAAAAGGAUGAUCCAACAAAAUCUGCCUCAGCCGAUGAACCUGCCGCCACCUCCGGGAACGCCGAGGCAGAUGCAUCCGCCGACACCAAGGAGCCCGCCAAGUAUCAAGCUGGACUUGGUGCUACUUUUGGCUUCCCCGGCGAUGCACGAAAGCUAAGAGAGAAGAGCAAACUCAAACUGUGGCGCGACUACUUCCUUGCCCAUGGACGCAACCUCACACUACUACGAUAUCCGCAAUUCCUCCGACUUGUCCAGGUUGGUCUUCCAAAUCGACUGCGCGGUGAGAUUUGGGAGCUCACCUGUGGCUCGAUCUACAAUCGCUUCGCACACGCUGGCGAAUACCAAGCGAUCUUGAAACGCUACGAAGGCGUCACCAGUACGAGCACGGAAGAAAUUGAGAAGGAUCUCAAUCGUAGUCUGCCGGAGUACCCCGCCUAUCAAACUGCGGAAGGCAUCGAAACGCUGCGCAGAGUACUUGUAGCAUACAGCUGGAAGAAUCCAGAACUAGGCUACUGUCAGGCGAUGAACAUUGUCGUGGCGGCCAUUUUGAUCUACAUGAGCGAGGAGCAAUGCUUCUGGUUGCUCGAUACCCUUUGCGAAAGGCUACUUCCUGGCUACUACACACAGUCUAUGUCAGGCACACUACUUGAUCAAAAAGUGUUUGAGAAUUUGGUUCAGCGCACACUGCCUAUGAUCCACGAGCACUUUGUCAAGACCGACAUCCAGCUGAGUGUCGCAUCACUGCCAUGGUUUCUGUCACUCUACAUCAACUCGAUGCCGAUGAUCUUUGCGUUUCGUAUCGUCGAUUGCUUCAUGGCUAUGGGACCCAAAGUGCUCUUCCAAGUGGGUCUUGCUAUCCUCAAGAUCAAUGGCGAAGAGCUCUUGCAGGUCACCGACGAUGGUGCAUUCAUCAACCUGAUCAAGGGCUACUUCCGAUCGUUGGGUGACAGCGCACAUCCCAACAGCACCAACCCUCGUCAUCGCCAGAUCACCAACUUCCAAGAGCUGCUGGUGGUUGCUUUUCGCGAGUUUGGUAUCAUUACGGACGAGACAAUCGCAAGCGAGCGUCGACGAUUUCGUCAAGAGAUUGUGCAAGAGAUCGAGCUGUUUGCCAAGCGCAGCGCCAUCCGCAACCUUAAGAAUCACGGCCGUUUCUCCAAGGAGCAGAUCGGGCUGAUUUACGAUCAGGUCGUCGAAUCCAUCUAUCGAGCCAGGCACGCGCCGGGGGCAAUCACUGAUGUCAAGGCGGAUCCGAAUGCAGGUAUUGUUGCCAACGAUCCCAAGGAGGUGAUGGAGAAGGCGUUGGCACGAGAGCACAACAAGGACAGCAACGAGGAGGAGACACUGAACGACUACAAGGAGAUGCGAAUCGACCUCAAGACGUUCCGGCUCUUCUUGGGCGAGGUAGCGACAUGGGCGCGCGACGAAUAUGUCGUCUCGAACGGCUUCCAAGAGAGAGUGGAGAGACGUGUGCCAGAGCACGAGACUGUAGCUCGGCUCUUCCGAUUCUGGGACAAAGAGAAGCGCGGGACGCUCUCGUUGCAAGACAUGGUGACAGGACUGGACGCGAUCAUGUUCAACCAGGACGAUGUGAUGGCUAACAUCCAGUGGUUCUUCGAGCUUCAUUCGGAUGGACGACCAUCAUUGACCAAAGACGAGGUCUUGCGGCUGAGCGAGUCGCUACUCUUCUUCUUCCGCAAUGAGCCGAACGAUGGCUACUUGGGCGCAGUGUCCCAGCUGAUUGCCCAAGCCUUUGAGCAUGGUGGGGAAGGGAGCUACGAGAACAAGGCGACAGCAGCAGAAGCAGCCAUAGCAGCACCGGAAGCAUUCACAUGA
Ustilago hordei is the source of this 2385-nucleotide messenger RNA. RefSeq names its product putative MDR1 - Mac1p interacting protein. Gene Ontology annotation, molecular function: calcium ion binding. The transcript has a single exon. Bases 1 to 2385 code for a protein of 794 amino acids. NCBI's taxonomy places the organism in Eukaryota, Fungi, Basidiomycota, Ustilaginomycetes, Ustilaginales, Ustilaginaceae. The record is from RefSeq and is a predicted model, not a curated record.